This is a messenger RNA of Exophiala xenobiotica, 1398 nucleotides long. RefSeq lists its product as uncharacterized. The coding region runs from base 1 to 1398 and encodes 465 amino acids. Gene Ontology annotation, molecular function: dipeptidyl-peptidase activity; serine-type exopeptidase activity. Lineage: Eukaryota; Fungi; Ascomycota; Eurotiomycetes; Chaetothyriales; Herpotrichiellaceae. The transcript is spliced from 3 exons. The record is from RefSeq and is a predicted model, not a curated record. Gene Ontology annotation, biological process: proteolysis.
AUGCUUCAUAAAGGGGUUUCACUCCUAGUGGCUUUGCAUGCCCAUCCUACGGCCUUCUUCGAACAGCUAGUGGAUCACUCAACAGGUUCUGGGGAGACCUUUGCUCAGCAAUACCAAGUCAUUGAUGACUAUUUCCAGCCAGGCGGCUCGAUCAUAUUCUAUCAGGGUGCCGAAAGCAAAUCCAUCGCGUGCCUGGAAGACUCUAUCGUCCCAGUCUGGUCGAAAGAACUUGCAGCCCUAGCAAUCUCUCUCGAGCACCGCUUCUUUGGUGCCAGCUGGCCCUCCAACGACAGCAACUUCGCUGAUCGCUAUGAAACAAUGACCUUGGAGAAUGUUAUGCUGGACUCGGUCCGCUUUGUAGACAAGAUCAAGAACACAACCAAAGGAAUUACGCAAGAGACCCCAGUGAAAGUCGUUGGGUCUUCCUAUGGUGGCUUCCUGAUCCCCGUCAUUCGCCUCAACUACCCAGAAACCUUCUACGGUGCUGUCGCCUGGGCAUCACCAAUUCGGUGCUUUGGCCCUGACAAAGCAAAUCCGGACCGCUUCAUCUGGAUGGACCACGUGAGCAACGUCUACUAUGACCAAUCUGCGAAUGCCGCAAAGAAGAUCAAGAAUGCUUUGCACGAGCUUGACACAAAGAUUGCCAAUCCUGCGACUUUACCUCAUACUCUUGCAUCCGAGCUGUCCCUGUGCAGCGCACCGACCAACCACAGUGAAUUUCGAGACCUCAUGAGCUGGCUGGUCGGGUCAUACCAAGACGUGACGCAAUACUCUCUCGCGUCCGCAUUGGUAUUCGAUGACCCUGAUGUCCUUCCCAACCUCAUUCGGCAGACAGAAGCAGCAUCGAGUACAUCAACCGUGCUGAACGCCGUUAUCCGAACGAAGGCCGCAUCGGGACAGAACUGUACAGACUACGCGUCGGCAGGGGCAGCCACCUCGUUGGUCGACAUUGACUCUUACGGCGCUCUUCUGUGCAAGUAUUACACUCAAGUUGGUGGAGCCGAAAUAUCAAACUCCACGAUAUUCCCGACGUCAGUCACUCAAAGUUAUGAGGAGAACUUUUCCUUGUGCCCGACAGCGUACAACGUCUCGUUCACAUCGAUGCCCACUCAAGCUGAGCUACAAAAGAAAUAUCGCUUCACUCAAGCCGACAUUGAAGCGUCACAGCGUAUCCUCUUCCCCAUGGGCGAGUGGGAUCCCGUCGGGGCCAUUGGACCGAAGCCAUUCAACUUUGCCGGCACCACAAAGUACACCGACCGUAUGGCGAGUCGUGCUUGGGUGGUUAACAUGAUGUCGCACGGCGAGGAUAGUCUUGCACCCGUGGCGAAUGAGAAGCCGAGCGUGGUGCAUGCGAGGCAGCUCGAGUUGCAGAGCAUCAAGGAGUGGCUAAAUGUUUGA